This is a messenger RNA of Pseudoliparis swirei, 3450 nucleotides long. It is a transcript of the gene stx3b, whose product is annotated as syntaxin 3b. NCBI's taxonomy places the organism in Eukaryota, Metazoa, Chordata, Actinopteri, Perciformes, Liparidae. The transcript has 11 exons. Gene Ontology annotation, molecular function: SNARE binding; SNAP receptor activity. The record is from RefSeq and is a predicted model, not a curated record. Gene Ontology annotation, biological process: synaptic vesicle fusion to presynaptic active zone membrane; exocytic insertion of neurotransmitter receptor to postsynaptic membrane; intracellular protein transport. Gene Ontology annotation, cellular component: endomembrane system; postsynapse; plasma membrane. The coding region runs from base 328 to 1590 and encodes 420 amino acids.
UUAUAGGGCUCUACACAACUGUUGUUUUAAUCCCCUGGGCGAGGAGAUUUAGCAAAGGAAAAAACACUGGUUUUAAACCCAGCAGCCAUAUUGUAUGGAAAAACGACGGAAAGACUCCGCUUUUCUGAUAAGGUCGUUUACUCAUACACCUCUGGCAAGACUUUUGGGGAGUUUAAUUGUUUUUCUUACUGGCGGUGGGGCUUCUCUCGGACAACUAGCUCGCCAGCUGGUUGAGGAAUUCUCACUUUGGGACUAGUUUUUGAGCAUUUUUACACAGUAUUGUGGUCAUCUCUUUGGUGUAAAGGUGUUAAAAUAACCGUGUGAAACAUGAAGGACCGAUUGGAGCAACUAAAAGCGACGUGUAAUCAAGAUGACGAGGAGGUGGAGAUUUCUAUGGACAACGCGGCCUUCAUGGACGAAUUCUUCUGUCAGAUUGAGGACAUCAGGAGCAGUAUUGAUAAAAUUGAUGAGAAUGUGGCUGAAGUCAAAAAGCUUUUCUCCGUCAUCCUGUCUGCUCCCACGUCAGAUCAGAAAACCCAGGAUGACUUGGCGGCAAUCACCAACGACAUAAAGAAGAUGGCUAACAAUGCAAGAAACAAACUCAAGACCAUCGAGAGGAAUCUGGAGUCAGAGGAGCAGGAGAGGGUGUCGGCUGAUAUACGGAUACGUAAAUCGCAGCAUGCAGUCCUGUCCAGGAAGUUUGUGGAGGUGAUGACAAAGUAUAAUGAAGCUCAGGUGGACUUCAGGGAGAGGAGUAAAGGACGUAUUAAGAGACAACUCGAGAUCACUGGAAAAGCAACAACAGAUGCUGAACUUGAAGAGAUGUUGGAAAGUGGCAAUUCAGCUGUGUUUACGGCAGGGAUUGUGGACGCCGGGGUCUCAAAACAAGCUCUAAGUGAGAUCGAAGCCCGACACAAAGACAUUGUCCGUCUGGAAAGUAGCAUCAAGGAGCUGCACGAUAUGUUUGUAGACAUCGCCAUGCUUGUGGAGAGCCAGGGUGACAUAGUUGACAACAUUGAGCAGAAUAUAUCCAAGUCAGUGGACCAUAUCACAGUGGCUAAGGAACAGACCAAAAAAGCUGUAAGGCAUCGGACCAAAGCCCGCAAGGGCGGGAUGAUUGAGAGGAUUGAGAGCAACAUGGACCAGUCAGUGGGCUUUGUGGAGCGGGCCGUAGCGGACACAAAGAAAGCUGCAAAGUUUCAGCAAGAGGCUCGGCGUAAGAUGAUCGUUAUUGUUGUAGUCUGUGCUGUGGAUGUUCUCAUCUUCCUCAUCGUCAUCCUCACCCAGACACGAUCCCAGGACUGCGGUUUUUAUCAUCAGUUAUUAAUCAUCCACUCCAUCUUAUACUCCGUCAGCUGCGCCGUCAAAGAAAAGACUGAUACUGAUGGCUCCAUAUGGAUAACGUGUUUAACUUUUUUGUUGAAGAAUAAGUGUUGCAUUUUAUCUAUGGAUCAGAAAGAAGACCGCCGAGACUCUGGGAUAUUAAAAGACCUUUUUAUUCAAUCUGACCCGUCCUUCCCGUUCGGUUCGUUUGAGUUCCGCAGGAGGCUCGGACAGUUUGAGGAUGCUCUGCUGCAAAUGAGGACAUGAGACUGAAGCUGAUGAUGCGCGGAGGAGAAGAGAGAAUUGAGAAAUAACUGAUCAUAACGCCAAUCCAGUCUCACUUAACAUUUCAUUGUCUAACAUUCAAUGCCAAAGAAAGUGUUGAGUGAAAUAGAUUUGAAUGUCCAGUUAGCGGGACCUUUGUGAAGCCUUGUAGAAGCACAUCAGCUCCCUCGUCACAAUUAUUGCCUUUUUAUGAGCCUUGACACAUUCUGUGAUUGAAAAGCUAGCUACUGUAUAUUCACUGUACUAGGAAUGUGUCUGUUUAGAGGGGGUUUAGCACUUUCACAUUUCAAAUUAUGUCUUAUUUUUUAAAUUAAGCUCAGACGAUCAUUUGAGUAAUGGGGUUGUUUUAUGUGUAGAUAUGCAGCCCUGAAUAGUCUCAGUUCUUUUAACUUGAAGAGGAUCGGUGUGCUCACUUAUGAUUCUUCAGUUUGGAGAGCUCAGUGGUUCUUAUUUUAAAUAUGAAGGAAGUCCUCAUGGAAACCCAUUUCAAACACCGGUGGAGCUUAGAUGAGCAAAAAAACAAACAAGCUCGUGCAUUAACAUGUAUCCGUUGCUUUAAGGCUUGAAAUGCCUGAAUAUUUGUUUUGUAUCUUUGCUAACUUGAUACAAUGUUAGCCAACUUGACUUUCUACACUUAAAGACAUGAUCGACUCCAUUGUUAAAAUCCUGUAAAAACAUAUUGUCUUUGUGCCAAAAGGGAGAUUGGUAGUAACGCUAUCUAUUUUAAUUUAAAUUUCAGAAAUGUUCAGUAAGUAAUAGUAAUAUAUUUAUAAUACUUUUUGAUGAUGUUGCUAAGUAAGUCCCAAAGACAAGAGAGGUGUAAAAGGACACUUACCUACAGUAAGAUCUCCCUGAUUGGUGGGUCUUUAUUAGUGCAAUAUAUAUUUCCUGGCACAUUUUAAAUUGUAUUUAUACUGUAAAUGUAUACCUCAGUUGCCAAUUUAUUGGGUACAACUAUCUGAAACGAAUGCAUGAAUACAGCAGCCCUGCAAUAAGUCCUCUAGUCUUGAAGGUUAUAAAGUCCAGUUUUUGUUGAAAUAGCUGAGGUAUGCUGGUUAAUUAAACUGUCGGCCCGGCUGCCUGCCAACGUCUCGGCGCAUGAUUCAACAGCACCAACGAGUACAGCCACGAAAGAGACCAUACAGUUGAUUUCACAUAUCUUGAACCGUUUCAACAAAGACUGUACACAACGCAUUGUUCGAAGUACAGAACUUUAUUGAUUUGAUCUAUCCCUAACAAUGUCUGAUAUGUUGUGUUCUAUAAAUCUAUGAAAAUGAACCAAAAACAGACAGGAUUUAUUGCAUGGCUGUUAGAAAUAAAUAAUAAAUUGACUAAGUCUGUUUGGUCCCCGUCAUUUUGGAAGGCCUUUUUUUCUUGUUCCAUGGAAUGUGUCACUUUGAGAGUUUUUUGAGCCACAGUGCACAUGUCAACAAGAGGCUUUAAUUUGGUAGUUUAAGUAAAGGUGACGCCUGCUGUGCAUACGAAGACUGUCGCAUCCUUUAGAGACGGGUAUCGACCGUUAUUUACCACAUGAGUUAUGUGUACAUCUUUUAAUGUCCAGUGCAUUGAGGGCGGCCGUCUCUGAGGGAAGUCUUUGUUUCUGUCCAGAGCCUGAAUGGUUCUUUUUCCUUUUUCAUUCUGGUUGAGCUCUUGGAAGGGAGAGUCCUUCCCAUCUUUGUCUUUUGACCGCACGCAGCCAUUGAAUGUUUGAUCCUAAUACUUCUAUUAAACUUUUUUUUUUCUCCCACGCCACCAAGAGGAGGGGAAACUGAAGCAGCUGUACACUGUAAAUUAAUGUGCCACAGAUUUUAUUGAAAUUAAAGAUUUUAUGUUUUUUAAUGA